Ziziphus jujuba (common jujube) is the source of this 2367-nucleotide messenger RNA. RefSeq names its product NAC domain-containing protein 91. Gene Ontology annotation, biological process: regulation of DNA-templated transcription. The transcript has 7 exons. The record is from RefSeq and is a predicted model, not a curated record. Bases 305 to 2053 code for a protein of 582 amino acids. Gene Ontology annotation, molecular function: DNA binding. Lineage: Eukaryota; Viridiplantae; Streptophyta; Magnoliopsida; Rosales; Rhamnaceae.
CACACUCUCUCCCUCUGUAAGCUCUUUUAGUUUUCUUUUAUUUUUUGGUUUUCCACUCUUAGCUUUUUGCUUUGUCUGCUCGAAGAAGAGCUCUGCAUUGGGGUCCAUCUCUUUUUUAAAAAAAAAGAAAAAAAAAAAAAAAAAAAACGAAAUUGGGUUUCAAGAAUCUCAGCGAUCCCUUUGGGGUGGGUCUUUAUAGGGUUCAUGGGAAAAAGGGUUUUAUUCCUUUCUCACUUGUAACCUCUCUUUUUUUUUCUGUCUAUCAUUUCUCUCUGAAAAUCUCUGGGGUGUUUGUAGCUUGGACAUGGCAGUGGAUGAGUUAGCGGUUUUGUCCUUGAAUUCUCUGCCUCUGGGUUUUAGAUUUCGACCCACGGAUGAGGAACUUGUAGACUAUUACUUGCGCUCGAAGAUCAAUGGGGAUGAGAAACAAGUCACUGUUAUACGCGAAAUUGAUGUUUGUAAAUGGGAGCCCUGGGAUUUGCCCGAUUUAUCCGUGAUAAAGACAAACGAUCCGGAGUGGUUCUUCUUCUGUCCACAGGACCGAAAGUACCCAAAUGGGCAUCGGUUAAAUAGGGCUACGACUGCAGGUUAUUGGAAGGCUACGGGUAAAGAUCGAAAAAUCAAGUCUGGUACAACCUUGAUUGGAAUGAAGAAGACCCUGGUCUUCUACACGGGACGAGCUCCAAAGGGUAAGAGGACCAGUUGGGUAAUGCACGAGUAUCGUCCUACCUUGAAGGAGCUUGAUGGUACGAACCCUGGUCAGAAUGCAUUUGUCCUUUGCCGAUUGUUCAAGAAACAAGAUGACACUAUUUCAAACUGUGAUGAAGCUGAAAUAAUUGUUCCAUCUCCUGCCAAAUCUUCUCCUGAAGAUCCACAGUCUGAGCUGGUAGUGCCUCCUGCAUCUCCAUCUGGAAGACAAGCUGAAAAUUCGGAUGGAACAGCAUCUGACGUAGUUGUGUCCCAUGAGUAUGGUUGUGAUGCAGAAGAUCAAGCUACGGAAGAAGCAGAUGCUGAGCAUGUUGAUCUGCAGCUGCAACAAGACUUGGAAAACAUGUUUUAUGACCCCCCACUUGGACAAUUAGAUUGCAAAAUCUUUUCGCCUUUGCACUCACAGAUGCAAGCAGAGCUUGGAUAUUGUCCUGUGGUCAAUGACUCAAACAGUGGUAAAACUGGAGUGCAGUUUCCGUAUGGCACCAAUGAGUCAGAUGAAAUUUCUAAGUUCCUGGACUCAAUUCUUAACGUUCCAGAGGACUGCGACAAUGGUCAAUUGAAUAUGGGUGAAAUUGGUAUUAAGGCUGAAGCAAAAGCAGAAUGUGGAGUGGCCAAGGGAAUGUUUGAUCAUGAAUAUCAAGAUUCUUGGGGAUUCAUUAACAAAAGGGCUCCUACUUCCAUGGAAACUUUGGAAGAUUAUGCAGGAGUAACCUCGUCUUUGCCCAAAGCUUCUGCGGCAUCUGGCAAUCAGUUGAAUGAUGAUAAUGUAACUGGAAUAACGAGAAGGAUUCGCCAAUGGCCGAAUCCACCAAGCAAUGAAAACUCUGUGUUUCGUCAGGGUGAAGCACCGAGAAGAAUACGUUUCCAGUGUAAACUUCAGGUGGGAUCAGUUAGCUGCGGUCCAAUGGCCAGAGAUCAUAGGAUCCGGAAACCUGAAGAAGAAUUAAAACCAGCUGUAAAAGAGGAGGAAAAAGCUUCAGAACAGCAUGCAAAUGGUAUGGAUGAACCCGAGAAGCUGUCUCUUUUUUCCAAAUGCAGAGUAGGAAACAGCGAAACACCUCAAGAGCAGGAGGAAAAAGCUUCAGAACAGCAUGCAAGUGGUAUGAAUGAGCCCGAGAAGCUGUCUCUUUUUUCCAAAUGCAGAGUAGGAAACAGUGAAACAUCUCAAGAGCUGGUCACGACCAUUAGACCUAGCUGGAUGUCAAAGGCAGGCAAAAAGGUCUAUUCUGCACUGUGGAAGGCUCCUGCUGGUUACUCAAUCUGGUUAUUUAUGUUUAGGGUAGUUGGGUGUGUAGUCUUGUUCACAGUCUCUGCUAGCCUAUGGAGAUGUCUUAAAUUUUGAAAAAUGCUUGUGAGUCCCUGUCUGCGUGUAUUAUUAGUCCCUGAUACAUUCUAUGGGGGGGGCUCAAUCGAGGCUUAUAAAAUAAGUUUUGUUAGGUUUGUUAAUAUUCGUAGCUACAUCUAUAUAUAUAUAAUUGUAGCAGUACAUUAUGGUAGGAACCAGUGUUCAUAUCUAUUUCUGUACAGAAGUCGACUUUUGCUUCCUUGUGUUGUAAACUUCUAAUUUUAGUUAAUGACUUGGUGUAGUUACGCAGCUAUAGAGUUGCAUGUAUCUAUUUAUGGUGCAUAUAUUAAAAUGAUAAAUAUUUUAUAUUA